Messenger RNA from Saxophila tyrrhenica, 798 nucleotides. RefSeq lists its product as uncharacterized. The transcript has 2 exons. The coding region runs from base 1 to 798 and encodes 265 amino acids. The record is from RefSeq and is a predicted model, not a curated record. Lineage: Eukaryota; Fungi; Ascomycota; Dothideomycetes; Mycosphaerellales; Extremaceae.
AUGUCUUGCACCACCAAGAUGAUGAACGGACGCGCGCCGGACACGCACAAGCUGCUGAGCCAUUUAUCCCCCCCGGCGUCAUCCUGCACGUUCCCUGUUGCGCAGUCGCUCUUCAUUCUGCGACUGCUUGCGGCCGGGUUCCAGUGCUAUUCCGCCAAGGCUGUGCAACGAGAUCACCAACCAACAUUCACCACGCUUAUAGAGGAUAUUACCUCCUUUCGAAACGAUUUAUCACAUUCUAAUCACGACCACGUGGAACACUUCACAACAAUGCUCAUCAACUGCUUCCGUGGCGCCGACAGCAAGCCUGUCGGCGCCAUUGACGAUCACCGGCCUCAAGCGCCCAGGCCAGCUACUCUUUCCGCAACACCUCGCAAGUCGUCGCGCUUCAUCAAGCGACAAGGGAGCGAUGAGUCGCGACUCUCCAGCACAUCGACCAAUUCCACAAUAUCGAACGAAAGCAUAUCGAAACUCCCACCAUGCAAACGAGGAUCCGACCCGAAGAUCGAGGCCAUGAUGAUGCCGCUGCCACAGGACCAUCGACCGAGCAAGUGUCUUCGACUGUCACAUCCACGAACGUACGGCAACCUGGUGUCGGACAUGAAACGGAGCAAGGGUUGCCGUGACUGGAAGAACUUUGCUGUCUUUCCGACCGACGAUGUGGAUAUGAGCAUUACGGCGGACGAGGCGGCACGGCAACGGGCGAUCGAUUAUCAGAGGAAGGUCAAGCAGCUGAACUCCAGCUUCCAGUGGAGCGAAGGGUCCAACCGGUCAAUUGAGGUCGACAUGAUUGGUUGA